AGCCAGCUGUCAUGCCUACCACCGAGCUGUCGCCUACUCAGGCGCACGCCCUAUUCGAUGUCCUGACCCACCAGGAGGUCUACAGCGAGAUCCUAAAUUUCAAGUGGCCCGAGGCUAUCCACAGAUACGGUCAUCCUUUUGUCAAGGAUGCUUCUCUGCUCUGCACAUCCCCUAUUCUGCAGUCACUUCUCAACAAGUUCGCUUUGACCCUGCCCGGCCUCUCCAGCGUUGAUGAUGCUUUCUGGAAAGAGCGUAUCUCUACCAUUGUCGAGAAGUUUGGUGCCGCCGAGCUCUCGGAAAGCUACGACAAGGGCUCCAUCGGCCUGCGAAAGACCCUGGCAACAGCCAUUUCCGCCCUGAUCGAGUAUCCCGCCAAAGGAGCCUUGGGAGGGUUCCCGAUGAAGGAUGUUCAAAAGGACCGGAAGUACGAUAUCUCUAAACCCGACGAUGUCUUGCAGGCAUGGGAUGUCUUCCUACAGCAGCUUGUUUAUGGCGACAUGGUUGAUCUCUUGUUCAAGAAGUGUGCAGAGACCAACAAGCUUGAAGAGCACCCAAAUGUGGUCCAAGCUGCCCAUGAGUUCAUUCUCGUCAACCUGGCAACCUUGCUUCAUCAAAUUUUUAUACUCUCGCCUGACGGACAGUCUUUGCUGAGAAUUAUGGAAAAUAUCAAUCGACUCAUCCCGUACAGUAUCAUUCGGCAAACCCUAAAGGUAGGCAAUGCAGCAACCAUGAUCAAUGGAAUGGUCAGGCUUGUACUCGCCAAACUCAGUGUUGGCACCAUCACCAACUGGAUAGGCAUCAGCAAAGGUGCAGACGAGGGAAUGAACCUUCUACAACAGAUCAUUUCCACAGUCCUUUCCUGGGACAGUUCGGAGCUACAGAAGCAAGCGACCAAAAUAGAAAAAUCAAAGAAUAGACCAGACAAGGACCAUCUAGAAGCUAUUAAAAAGCAUUUGCAGACGACACGCGAGGAACGAAGCAAGCGAAGAAACACGAGCAUGGAGAACUCCAAGUCUAUUGUCGGCGUCAUUUUCGAGGCCAACUCACUUUCGUCCGAUAUCCCGGAGUCACAACAGUUGCAGGCUCUGGAUUACCUCAGCGCACAGCUUUCGGUCCGUGACCGUGAACAGUUGAUUCAGAUUCUCUGCCGUCAACAACCCGAUCAUUUGACCCAAGCAAUUCGGGACCUUGUUGCUGCAUAUGAUCCCAUCAUUCGUGCCGUCCAUAAUGCAUACGACCUUAGCGCUGGAAUCACUGACUUGGAAAAUUUUCUCGACGAUUUGAUCAAACUAUCGAAGUUGCCUUCAUCUUCGAAGAAAGACAAUAGUCACGUAAAAGAUACCAAACACAAGACUCCGAGUGUAGAAGAUUUUGUCAACCUUCUAAAGAAACACCAAGGCUCUUGCCAUCGUUUUCUGCAUUCGAUUGCUAAAAACGGCCCAGAGGUCACCGAGUGGUUCCGGCAGUACGCCUUGAAGUUUAUGUCCGAAUUCCAACGAUCUUCCAGUUCUCCCGAGGGAGCUGGUGCGAUGAAUUCUACUCUAAACUCACUGUUCAAAAAUCUUUCUCCUGAGGACCAACAGGCUGUUUCAAAGGCUCUCGAUGCACAUUCAGACUACCUUUCCAAACUCUCCGCCACCUCGUCAACACGCAUGAAAUCAAUUCUCUCCAAGUCCGAAAAUACAGAUUUCGGGCCUGGAAUGUACAUUGCGAAAUGGCAAGCGCUUAUCGAAGCGACACCAAUCACGCCUUCAAUGCGCAAUAGUCCCUUGCGUUCAGGAAAAAGUAAAGAUGUCAAGGAAGCCGCACAAGUUGAUGUAGAUGGAGAGAGGAAGGGUGUGGUUAGCCUCGGGAAUGAACCGAAAGGCAAAGAAAUAUUGCCGGAGCCGCCCAAUGUUGAUAUUGUCUGGAAGCUCCUCGGCCCAGAAUACCGGAAGGCACUCGCUGGAGGAAUUUCGAACGGGGGUGUCCCGUAGGUUUUAGGCCUCACAUCCUAUGUACAUCGAGGCACAUUACUUGUCGGCAGGUGAGUAAAUAGCCAAUGUAAUAUUAAUUCAACCCUCAUUAAAGUAUCUCCAUACCUUCCAAGCAGCUUUGGUAUGUUUACGUG
Aplosporella prunicola CBS 121167 is the source of this 2110-nucleotide messenger RNA. RefSeq lists its product as uncharacterized. Gene Ontology annotation, molecular function: phosphatidylinositol binding. The transcript is spliced from 4 exons. The record is from RefSeq and is a predicted model, not a curated record. Lineage: Eukaryota; Fungi; Ascomycota; Dothideomycetes; Botryosphaeriales; Aplosporellaceae. The coding region runs from base 12 to 1976 and encodes 654 amino acids.